UCGUUCAUCACAUGACCCACAGUGCAGAGAGAAAGUGCGCAUUCAGCGAGCAGAUAGAGAGAAAGAGAGAAGAGGCAGAAAGAUUGGCGUACUCGAUGUACUGCAAGGUUUGGCCUCGAGUAAGAGCGAGUUGACCGUGUUUCGCACGCAGUGGCAUGCAAGAAACGGUUCAUAGUGUUGACUGUUGAGAGAGUGUGUGUGUGUGAUCAUUUCUGGAAAAGAGCGAGCCGUUAGUUCAGCACAGCGAUUUGCAGUACUCUGACGAAAUCUCAUUGGCGUUUCAUUCACAAAAAUGUCGGGACUUAUUGUUGGCCUGAUUGUCGUAUCCUGUUGGUUGCCAGUAUGCCUGAGUCUAAGCUGCCACUGCAACUUCUGCGAAGGCGGCGUCUGCACACCCGAGGGGAAUGGACGCUGUUUCACCCGCUCCCGCACCGACCGCAACGACCAGAUCAACACCAACUGGGGCUGCAUCAACGAGGAGAAUCUCAUGCCGCCCCAACGGCCCUUCCUCUGCGAGGGCAAUUACGUAAAACCGCACCUGAACACGGUUAAGUGCUGUAAGGAGGAUUUCUGCAAUCCGCGCCACCAUUUGAUCCAUCAGCCUACCCCCGGCCCCGUUAACACUACCACGCCCCUGGCGCUGAUCGACAACCCCGACACCCGCGCGGUGUUCAUCGCUGCCGUGGCCGUCAUCGCGGUGGUAGGGGUGCUGCUGGCGGUGGGGGUGCCGUUCUUCAUCAUCCAGCGACGGCGCCGCAAGAGGAGGAUCAUGGGCGGCCAGCGCGUGGGGGAGAGCGAUAAGCUGAUCGAGGGGGGCUCCAGUGGGGGCGACCAGUUGGCCUUCUCCGGGUCGGGAUCGGGAUUGCCGCUGCUGAGCCAGAGGACAGUGGCUCGCCAGAUUACCCUGUCGACGGCGGUGGGGAAGGGGCGCUUUGGGGAGGUGUGGUUGGGCAGCUGGCAUGGAGAGAGGGUGGCGGUCAAGAUCUUCAGCUCGCGUGACGACAAAUCGUGGAGUCGGGAGACCGAGAUAUACAACACAACGAUGCUGCGCCAUGAGAAUCUCCUGGGUUUUAUCGCCUCGGACAACAAAGACACAGGGAUGCUGACGCAGCUGUGGCUGAUCACCGAGUACCAUGAGCGCGGUUCCCUCUUCGACUAUCUGUCGGAGAACCGGGUGGCGGACGCCGCGGCGCUACUGCGCCUGACCUAUUCGCUGGCGAACGGACUGGCCCAUCUGCACAUGGAGAUCGUCGGUACCCAAGGUAAACCGGCCAUUGCCCAUCGCGACAUCAAGAGCAAGAACGUCCUCGUUAAGCGCAAUGGACAAUGUGCGCUGGCCGACUUGGGACUGGCGGUGCGUUUUGAUUCCCUCACGGGACUCAUCGAUAUCCCAACGAACGACAAGGUGGGCACGAACCGCUAUCUGGCGCCGGAAGUCCUGAGCGACGCCAUUAAUACCAAGAACUUUGAAGCCUUCAAGGCUGCGGACCUGUACGCCAUGGGUCUGGUCUUCUGGGAGAUUUGCCGGCGGUACAGUCCGCGGGAGCAGGACUCAGUGGACGACUACCAGCUGCCGUACUUCGACAUGCUGCCCUCGGAACCCAGCGUGGAGGAGGUGGCUGCCGUAGUGUGUGAGAAGCGCAUGCGGCCCGGCAUCGAGGCAUGGCUGAACGCUGAGACGGCGGAGGACGAGGCACUGUCGCUGCUGACGCGGGUGAUGCGAGAGUGCUGGUACGAGAACCCCAUGGCCCGGCUGACGGCGCUGCGGGUCAAGAAGACUCUGGGUAGUAUGAUGGAGGCACGGGAUAUCCGCUGACCGGCUCCGAGGGUGAGCGGAGGGGAAAAAUAUACGCACAGACAGGCCAAAGUGGAACGGGAAAGUGGACGGCGUGCUUGCGCUUCAGCGGAAGAAAGUGCGCGAGGGAUUGCCUAAGAGUGGAUGUGUACAGUGAGCGGGACGUUAUUAGCUAAAUAUAGUAUUUGACGGUUGGUUUUUACUGGCUUUUGUUUCUUCUCUCUCGUUGUUGAUGGUAUUUUGUUUUAGUAUUAUUUGUGUUGACGUGCACAUGUACUUUGUUUUGUUUCGGCUAUCGUGUUCGGUUGUUAUUUUGUUGUUUCUAUCUGGGAUGCAUUUUAUGGUGUUCCGAUAAUCCCAUUAUCGAGUAUGUACAAAUUAUCAUGCCUUUAAUAAUUCUGUUAAUAAAUUUAACCCUUUGA
Molecule: messenger RNA, 2217 nt
Organism: Paramacrobiotus metropolitanus
Lineage: Eukaryota; Metazoa; Tardigrada; Eutardigrada; Parachela; Macrobiotidae
Product: TGF-beta receptor type-1-like
Exons: 3
Coding region: 293-1816 (507 amino acids)
Biological process (GO): activin receptor signaling pathway; cellular response to growth factor stimulus; nervous system development
Cellular component (GO): activin receptor complex; plasma membrane
Molecular function (GO): ATP binding; activin binding; activin receptor activity, type I
Source: RefSeq, a predicted model, not a curated record